UAGUCUUGAUAUUCGCUUAAAAAAACGCAGAAAAAUGGAAAGCCAAAACCAGGGUUCAAAUCACAACGACGCCACCAUUAGCGGCGUUUCAGACCAACCAAUCCCUUCCGAUUCCUCAACGAAUCCACCCCCGGACCCAGACUCUGAAUCCAACGAUGAUCCCAGCACCAAUGCUUUAGCCAAAGCGUUAUCCUCCAUGCUUACUUCUCUCAUCAAAGACUUCGAUUCUAAAGCCCACGACACUCUCGCCAGUCAAGACCUCCUUAGUUCCUCAGUUGAUCGCCUUACCCGAGAGCUUGAUCAAUUACUGGAAGAUGCUCCGUUACCAUUCGUAAUGCAGCAUGCUGUCAAGUUUUAUAAUGUCAGAAAGAGAGUUUCCUCAUUGAAUUUGCUUUUGAAAUCCAUUCAGCGGCGUAUCGAUAAUAUAGACCGAAUGGUAUCCAUGGGAUUGCAACAUGAGAAGACUGCCACAGAAGGUUCCUGAAAACAUCAACAUUGGCUGUGUAUUAUUGGUAUGUUCUAAUCCCUUUUAUGGUUGAAACAUUUUAAAUGAAAAGGAUAUAUGCUCAGUUGAAGCAAGUGGAUGUUCUAAUUACUAGUAUGCUUUUGUUUUAUUUCUUCCAUAUCAAGUUCAAUUUAUAGCUUCUAAAUUGGCAGCCAUUUUACCUCGGUACUAAAAGGACUUUAAAAUGAUAUCUGGAAGACCUUACUGUUAACUAUUUCAAUCAAUAACAAGAGAACUUUGAACCAAGAUAUCUGGUAUUUUCUAUUCUUCAAUUUUGGAUGUUCUUCUGAAGUA
This is a messenger RNA of Hibiscus syriacus, 799 nucleotides long. RefSeq lists its product as uncharacterized. The record is from RefSeq and is a predicted model, not a curated record. The transcript has 3 exons. Lineage: Eukaryota; Viridiplantae; Streptophyta; Magnoliopsida; Malvales; Malvaceae. Gene Ontology annotation, cellular component: synaptic vesicle; BORC complex; BLOC-1 complex. Bases 35 to 484 code for a protein of 149 amino acids. Gene Ontology annotation, biological process: endosome to lysosome transport; synaptic vesicle exocytosis; regulation of synaptic vesicle exocytosis. Gene Ontology annotation, molecular function: SNARE binding.